AUGAAAGUAGAUGCAGGUAUUGGUAAUCAGUUGGACAAGAUCCCUGAUACGGUGAGAAAGAUGGAGGCGGCAGGUUACGACGGCGUGCGCACAGCGGAGAUGAACCACGAUCCCUUCUUCCCGCUGUUACUUGCGGCUGAACACAGCAACAAGCUCGAGUUGGCAACGUCUAUCGCUGUUGCGUUUGCGCGUAGCCCGAUGAACCUGGCCAAUAUUGGCCAUGAUCUGAAUGCCUACUCAAAAGGUCGCUUUACCCUGGGUUUGGGUUCGCAGAUCAAGCCACACAUCACCAAACGUUUUUCCAUGCAGUGGGGUGCACCCGCAGCACAAAUGCGUGAGUUGGUGCUGGCCAUGCGAGCCAUCUGGUCCAACUGGUACGAAGGUGAUCCGUUAGAGUUUGUAGGUAAGUACUAUCAGCAUACCCUUAUGACACCUGCGUUUACGCCGGAAGAUAAGAACUAUGGCGCGCCGCGUGUCAUUCUGGCUGCGGUUGGUCCAAAAAUGACUGAGGUUGCGGGUGAGGCUGAAUUUGCGGCAAGCAAAAAAGCAGCGCAGGAGCGUAUUGCCUUUUACGGUUCUACACCCGCUUAUAAAGGCGUGCUGGAGUCUAUUGGUUGUGGUGAACUUCAGGGUGAGCUGAACGCAAUGUCUAAACAGGGUCGUUGGAAAGAAAUGGGCACCCUGAUUACUGACGACAUGCUUAACGAAUUUGGCGUGGUAGGUGAACCGAAAGAUAUCGCGCCGCAAAUGCUGUCUCGUUAUGGCAGUUUUGUUGACCGAACCAGCGCGUCUUUCCCCGUGUCUGAUGAAGAGCAGCGCGCAGGCAUUAUUCAGGGCAGUCGGUUCGAGACCGUCUGCCACCUCCUGAAGUCCUUUAUGAUGGUGCUCCUACGUAAGCUGAAGUGGACACGGAUCACAUUUGAUCAAGAUGUCCCGGUGCAAAGACACCAACGCCGCACGAAAGGCUAUGAGCGCAUUGCGUUUGCUACACCAGCUGCAACCAGCCGGUUAAUCAGACAGAACGAAGUGGCUCAUUUCGGCAAUCGCGUGAGUGAUGCUUUUGGCAUUCAGGACAGCGUUGCUAACGAGUUUGCUGAUUGGAUCCUUGAGGCUUCAGAGCGGCAGGGCAUCAAGCCUGAACUGUUGGCAAGCCUUGUUGUUACAGAAAGCUCCUUUCGCAAAACUGCGCAAUCCCAUGUAGGUGCCAUUGGUCCUGCUCAGGUCAGACCUGAAUACUGGGGUGAAUUCUGCGGUGCUCGUGGCCAGCUUCACGACCCCGAACAGAAUGUUUACUGUGGCGCGCAGAUCCUCUCUCAUAUGCUCGAUCGUUGCGACGGAGACAUGAACUGCGCGUUGGCUGCUUACAACGUGGGGCCUUACGCUCGUGAUCAUCGCAAUGAGGGGCAUGUGAUGACACAGUUUGGUUUGUUGAUGUUUCCGGCGGACUACGCCGUUCGCCCUGAUACGCUGGCUCGGGAAGCAGAAGCAUUUGGCUUUGAGUCACUUUUUUUCCCUGAGCACACCCACAUACCAACCAGUCGGCGCUCUCCGUGGCCUGGCGGCGCAGAGCUGCCAAAAGAGUAUUGGCACACCCACGACCCUUUUGUCGCUCUGAGCGCAGCAGCAAGCGUCACACACAACUUGAAGGUAGGUACCGGUAUUGCCCUGGUCACCGAGCGGGAUCCGAUUCUGAUGGCCAAACAGGCGGCCUCACUGGAUCAUCUCAGCAACGGACGCCUGUUGCUUGGCGUUGGAGCAGGAUGGAACGCGGAGGAGAUGGCCAAUCACGGUACCGAGUUCUCCGAUCGCUGGAAAAUACUGCGCGAAAGAGUUCUGGCCAUGCAGCAGAUCUGGACUCAGGAAGAAGCUGAGUUUCACGGCAAAUUUGUUGAUUUUGAAAAGCUCUGGUCGUAUCCCAAGCCUGUGCAGGCGGGUGGGCCGCCCAUUUUACUGGGUGCCUCAACCAAGUAUGUGUAUAAACGCAUUGCUGAAUAUGGUCAUGGCUGGUUCCCGAUCUAUCAGAAUCCUGCGCGAGCUUCCGCCAGUGGUGCCGUGGACUACAAGGCGGGCAUAGAGCAGACCAGGGCAGCGUGGUCAGAGGCAAAACGAAGUGGUGAACCAGAUUUCAGUAUUUUUGGCGUAGGCCCCGAUGUCGCGGCCAUUGAAGGUCUGAUUGAAGAUGGUUUUAACCGCGUCAUUUUCGGCUUACCGCCUGCAGAUGCCGAUACGGUACUGCCGUUGGUGGAACAGUACGCUGCAAUCGCACAUCAGUUCAACAGCUGA
Messenger RNA from Symbiodinium necroappetens, 2283 nucleotides. The record is from the annotation of a GenBank genome assembly. NCBI's taxonomy places the organism in Eukaryota, Dinophyceae, Suessiales, Symbiodiniaceae.